AUGGCAUUCCACAUUGGAACUAGAACUUUUGGAGGCUCUUCAGUUCUGAAGUCUGCACAAAAUUUGGCAGAAUUGACGAAACUUGGUUGCACCGUUGUGCAUGAAGUGGAUGCUCAAACUAUGAGCGAACACCCACUUCUCAAACCCAUGUGUUUUGACCGCAUUGUCUUCAAUUUCCCACAUGCUGGAUUUGUUUAUCAGGAAAAUGAUAUUCGCCAGAUUGAGCUUCACAAGGACGUUGUAUCUGGGUUUUUGAAGAGUGCAAGGAAUAUGGUAAGCGAUGAUGGAGAAAUUCAUGUGACACACAAGAAUUCUCAUCCUUAUAAUUUGUGGGAAAUAGUGAAGUUGGCAGAGAAGGUAAAUUUGCAAUUGGUUGAGAAGGUGCCGUUUUAUGCGUACCACUAUCUUGGUUACGUAAACAAGAGAGGAUCUGGAGUUAGAUGCGACCAAUCUUUCCCCGUUGGUGAUUGCAGCACCUUCAAAUUUGCCAAGGCAAGUGUUGUGGAUCUUUUGGGCUUGUAG
Molecule: messenger RNA, 522 nt
Organism: Sphenostylis stenocarpa
Lineage: Eukaryota; Viridiplantae; Streptophyta; Magnoliopsida; Fabales; Fabaceae
Source: the annotation of a GenBank genome assembly